Messenger RNA from Paramecium primaurelia, 493 nucleotides. NCBI's taxonomy places the organism in Eukaryota, Ciliophora, Oligohymenophorea, Peniculida, Parameciidae. The record is from the annotation of a GenBank genome assembly.
AUGAAUUAUCCAAAAAGGUUUUCGAUUGGCAAAAUGUAUUAAAGAGUAUUAGAUUUAAUUAAUGUAAGGAAAAAGGAAUUUACUUGAAAGAUAAUAACUGCAUUUCUUAGUCUCAAGAUUAUUAAACAAAAAAUCAAAUUGAUUAUAUUAAAUAAGGAGUGAAAUUAUAGGAUGUUUAAUUAGCAACUUUUUAUCUCAAAAAUGGAUUACCUUAUAGAGGUUUUAAAGGUAAUCCAAAAGAUGUUUUAAAUAGUGAACAGCUACAGAUGAUAUUCCAAUUAAUUGUCUUUUGGUUUAAGUUCCCCGUCAAUUGAUAAUAAGUAGUCAAACUGCAUUUGAAUCAAGUCAAAAAGCCUUUUAUUAUAAACAUAGAGACUUUUUUAUAGAUCAUGAAGAGAAAGAAGAACAUACAAUAAUUGCUUUUCUCAUUAUGAAUAAAAGAAAAGGGUUUAAAUCUAAAUAUUAUAGAUUUAUUAAAUAACUUACCUAUUGA